This is a messenger RNA of Dacryopinax primogenitus, 3364 nucleotides long. RefSeq lists its product as uncharacterized. Gene Ontology annotation, molecular function: ATP binding; ATP hydrolysis activity; ABC-type transporter activity. Gene Ontology annotation, cellular component: membrane. The coding region runs from base 157 to 3213 and encodes 1018 amino acids. Lineage: Eukaryota; Fungi; Basidiomycota; Dacrymycetes; Dacrymycetales; Dacrymycetaceae. The record is from RefSeq and is a predicted model, not a curated record. The transcript is spliced from 5 exons.
CGCUCUAGUUGCUGUUACUGGAAUACCCUAUUUGGAUCCACUUGCAAGUCGGAGAAUUGCACGGGGAAUCGGAGGAAUCACCCGUUCUGGUUGGCCAAUCGCUAGUCAUACUCAUACACUAAACUCAAGCGCUCUCACACCCACCGCACACUUACCAUGUUGCUCUUUCAUCUCCUCCUCCUCCUGCUCUUAGUCCCCGCUCUCUCCCAAUCCUGCGAGCAGUAUGCACUUCCUCAAACAUCCACAACCUGUCUCUGCCCCCCUGGGUUCUCAGGUCCAACCUGCUCUUUCCCCUCCUGCGGUGGGAACCUCUUCCAGGGCUCAACUCGUGCCUCAGCCCAGCCAGCACAAGGACAGCAAUAUUCCAACCUCACUUCUUCUGGCUGCACUUGCCAGUCAGGAUGGGGCGGAGAAGGGUGCAACGUCUGCCUGUCUGCUGGGGCUUGUCAGUCCGGCUUCUGGGCAAGCAACUUCAACACCACGGUUGGCCAGAGCACCCCAGACCUUUCGGGUGUCAGCCCUGAUCAGACGGGGAAUCAGACGAUAACCUGCAGUGCGGAUAGCAGAGUGUACACCAGCGCAGAGAUGAGCUGCGACGUUAACAACCCGACACUCCAGUCCCUCUUCCCCCUCCAAUCCUCACUCACCAUCCUGCGCGUGCUGAAUCCCUCCCUCUCUCUCUACCCCAACGUCUCCUCCCUCCCCGUACCGAACGCGACCAUCUUCGCCCAACUCUGGUACGCCGGAGUCGAGCAAUUCUUCUGCACCGCCUCUUCCUGCUCUCAGACGCUGGACACCAACGGCCCAGGAUCAACAGACUGGAUGUGCAACGACCUCGAGUGCCACUGUCGUGCUGGCACCGACUUCUGCGGUGCAACAGCAGCGAUGAACCUCACUGGGACUAUUGACCAGCUAGGAGGCACCCUAGAGAUUGCCUGCGACGCCGUCACCUCCAGCACGGGCGCGGGAUGCACUUUCAAGCAGACCACCCUUGACCAGCUGUUCGGUGCCAACGGGCUCAGUCUCCAGAACUGCAUAUUCGGGGAAUGCGUACGCCAGGGGGUGAUAGACAACGCCCUCGUUAACAGCAACGGGACCUCCACAACUACAGCUUCCUCCUCAGGUCUCAGCGGGGGGGUGAUAGCCGGUCUCGCCGUCGUAGGCGGUAUCGUGCUCGCUGCCAUCCUCCUCCUUCUCUGGGGCCUAUGGGAUCAGCGUCAAGCACGCAAGGGCGCCGCCGCCGGUGCAGAAGCUGCCUUGGCGACCGAGAAACCUCCAGGAGGGAUCGGACUCCAAUUCACCGACUUGACAUACAUCGUUCCCCUCCGCAGCAGGCUCAGCAUGUUCCUCCGCGGUCGUCGUGCAGCUCGCGAAGACGCGACUUCAGAGGACAACGAGCUCCCCGACGGGUCAGGCAAGUGGAUCCUCCGGAAUGUAUCUGGCCGGGUAGAGCCCGGGCAGAUGGUCGCUAUUCUAGGUCCUUCCGGAGCGGGGAAAACCACGGUCGUCGAGCUCCUAGCAGGCAAACGGAAGACCGGGCGAUCCUCGGGUUCUAUCACUUUCUUCUCCGGUGCGGAUGGCCAUCCCCUCGAGCGUAUCCCGAGAGUAGGGUUCGUAGACCAGGCAGAUAUCCUCCCCUCCCAGUUGACGGUACGCGAAACCCUGCUUUUCGCCGCUCGCCUCCGUUUGCCGGAGACGAUGCCCGACGCGUCCAAGCAAGCUCGAGUAUUCGAAGUCCUGGACCAGCUCGGCCUUUCCCACGUAGCGGAAACACGGAUCGGCUCUGGGGAAAGACGUGGCGUCUCGGGGGGAGAGAUGAGGCGCGUAUCUAUCGGCUGCGAGCUCGUCGCUAGGCCUGCAGUGCUCAUACUUGACGAACCUACGAGUGGGCUGGACAGCGUCUCUGCCCAGAAAGUCGCUAGUGUGCUACAUGACCUCUGCCACGACCCGCACAACCCUACGAUCGUCAUCGCCUCCAUCCAUCAACCAAGCUCGAAAUUGUACAGAACGUUCGACAAGGUCAUGCUCCUCUCUGAAGGCAAGAGUUUGUACUAUGGCGAGGGGGGCAACGCCGCGGCGGAGUACUUUGCAGGGAAGGGACUGCCCUGCGCACAGGGGUACAACGUCGCAGACCAUUUGCUGGAUAUUGCAAGCGCACCCCCUCCUUCGCUGAUGGACGCUCCGCCUGCCCAAGCACCAGCAAACGCGAGCACAGAGAGCAACGGGCUCCGGCAUACACCGAGCGAAGAAGGCGAGAAAUCCCUCCCUGCUGAUCACCCGCUCGCGUUCGCCCACAACAGAGCAGACGAGAUCCCCCCUCCCGGAGCAGGUAUCGACCGUGGCAAUCUGCGCACAUCAGGCAGGUACGCAGCGACUUUCCUCACGCAGCUCGAGGUGCUUUCUGGCAGGGAAUGGAAGAACCUGUGCAGGGAUUGGAGCUUGUUCUUUGCCCAUCUGGCGGUGUCGAUCGUUCUGGGCGUCUUUACGGGUGGCCUGUACUUCAAGACGGGAAUCACGAUUGCCGGAUUCCAGAGCCGCAUUGGGUGUCUGUUCUUCUUGGGCUCACUACUGAGUUUCACGGCUCUUUCAGCGUUGCACAACCUGAGUGUCAUCCGCCCGCUUUUCCUACGUGAACGCGCAGGCGGGUACUACAGCCCUACGGCCUGGCUCCUCUCCCGCGUCAUCUGGGACGUCAUCCCCCUCCGGAUCAUCCCCACCAUUGCCGUGUCCACGAUCACAUACUGGAUGACGGGGCUGAGUCCCACCCCGGCCAACUUCUUCAAGUUCCUCUUGAUCCUCAUCUUGUAUGCACUUGUCUUAACGCUCUUUAAUUUCUUCUACGCAGCCAUCUUCUCCAACGGUGGGAUCGCCAUCCUCCUCUCUGCUCUAUUCAAUCUCGCUCAAAUGACGUUCGCGGGCUUCUUCGUUCACCUCGAUUCUAUCCCGCCCGUACUUCGCUGGCUCCAAUGGCUCUGCCCGCUCAAAUAUACCCUCGAGGCACUCAGCGUGAACGAGGUCAAUUCGGGUCUUAUGAUCCAGGACACGCUCUCGGGUGUACCCGUCGACGUCUCCGCCCAGCUGAUCAUGAACCUUCUCUUCGGAUUCGGCGAUUCGAACUACUAUCGCGACGUGCUUGUUCUUUUCGCGUUCAUCAUUGGUUUCGGCAUCGCCACCAUCACUGCGGUCUGGUUCGGCUUGCGGGAGACGCGUUGAGCGUUUCAUCACUCUCUCUGGCUGUGUGAUUAUGUUUCUGGUUCGGGUAUAAUGACAGGUAUUUGUUCACUCGGACGCUACAUCGUACUUUGAUUUCAUAUUCGACAGGAUGGGGACUUUUCUAGAUGUAUUACUACGCAAUGAAUACCGU